Messenger RNA from Raphanus sativus (radish), 664 nucleotides. RefSeq lists its product as uncharacterized. Bases 139 to 609 code for a protein of 156 amino acids. The transcript is spliced from 2 exons. The record is from RefSeq and is a predicted model, not a curated record. Lineage: Eukaryota; Viridiplantae; Streptophyta; Magnoliopsida; Brassicales; Brassicaceae.
GUUUCCUCCAUUAAAUUUCUCGCUUCCUCUAUCCUCAUCCAAGCUGGUAAAUUACAUUUUCAAGUCCUUUGUCGAUUUCAUAAUACAUACAUUGAAAAUUAACUUUGUUUUAGAGACACUACUUGUUUAAUAGAUUGGAUGGCUCAUUCCCUGACCUUCAACACUCUACUCCUCAACCAUCACCAUCAGAGUCUCGGAUCCUUUGCCUCGCCAUCUAGAUCCAAAAGGAGAAUCUCGAGAGUCGUUAGAGCUGUGCAAGAAGAGGCUCAAGGAGGAGGAGGAGGAGGAGGCCCAAGAAGACUGAUCGACAUCAUCAGAACGGUUCCCGACAUCUCCAGGAACUACUUCAAGAAACCGUCGAGAAGGACGCUUUUCGGAGGGAUCUCGCUGCUGGGUGGGUUCUACGUCGCGCAGACCAUCUCCCUUUCGUUUGGAGCAUUGGGAGUGAACGACGUUAUCGCAGCGGUUCUGUGUGUUCUUUUGACGGAGUAUGUGACGAGGUUCUACUACAGCCGCACCACCGUGACGUUCCCCAUCGCUCUUCUCAAUAAUUUCAAGAUGGGUUUCACUUAUGGUCUCUUCAUUGAUGCCUUCAAGCUCGCUAGCUAGUGUAAAGAUUUUAAAGUUACAUUUAGUGUUAUUAGUAAAUGAUUUUUUCACAUCA